AUGGGUGGGCACCGCCCGCCUGUGAACGUCCCCAAAACCCGCAGGACUUACUGCAAGAAAUGUGGAAAGCACCAGCCCCACAAAGUGACCCAGUACAAGAAGGGCAAGGACUCUCUCUAUGCUCAGGGAAAGAGGAGAUAUGAUCGGAAGCAGAGUGGUUAUGGUGGUCAGACAAAGCCUAUCUUCCGUAAGAAGGCCAAAACCACAAAGAAGAUUGUGCUGAGGCUUGAGUGUGUGGAGCCCAACUGCAGGUCCAAGAGAAUGCUUGCCAUUAAGAGGUGCAAGCACUUUGAGCUGGGAGGAGACAAGAAGAGAAAGGGCCAGGUGAUCCAGUUCUAAACUCCAUCCUGUUCAUUGUUAUGGAAUCCAUUAAAGUUUGUAAACGAAUCUGC
This is a messenger RNA of Gopherus flavomarginatus (Mexican gopher tortoise), 392 nucleotides long. It is a transcript of the gene RPL36A, whose product is annotated as ribosomal protein L36a. Bases 1 to 339 code for a protein of 112 amino acids. Gene Ontology annotation, molecular function: structural constituent of ribosome. Gene Ontology annotation, biological process: translation. The transcript is spliced from 5 exons. The record is from RefSeq and is a predicted model, not a curated record. NCBI's taxonomy places the organism in Eukaryota, Metazoa, Chordata, Testudines, Testudinidae. Gene Ontology annotation, cellular component: cytosolic large ribosomal subunit; ribosome.